CUCCUUUUGCAGCUCACAGCUGGACUUUUCACUCUCUCUCUUUCUCUUUCGUUUCAUCAUGGAGGCCCAGCGGUAUCCCAUCAGUGUCCGUGUAAUUGGGGUAAUGCACAAGGAGAGGAGCAAAAUGUACGUGGUUUCCGUGCUUUGGUCAGAUCAGAGCGAUAUUGUAGUUUAUAGAACUUUGGAGGAUUUCAAGAAAAUGCACAAACGAAUGAAGAAAGCGUUCCCAUCCGCAAGGAAACUGAACAAAUCCGACAGAGUCAUCCCCACAUUUCGAGACAAAAGGGCGAGGCGGAGCGGCCCGAGGAAGGGCCCCACUAAGUCACUGCAGCAACUCAGGUUCUUGCAGAAAUAUUGUAAUGAGCUUCUGAGCUGCGACCCGCGGGUCUCUCAGUCUACAGACCUCAUCCAGUUCUUCCACCCCAAAGACCAGGACAUGCAGCCGGAGUUCGCCAAGGACAGCGUCAUGAUCAUGCCAUCAGACGACGACAGCACCGAUGCGCGUCACGCCAAGGGUGGGAACGUGACCCAGCCGUUUGUCACAGAGACGUACAGAUGCGUGGCCCCGUACGAGACGAAAGACACCAAGAACAAACCUUUCAAAGUGAAAAUUGACGAACAAGUGGACGUGCUCAUCAAAGACAAAGCAGGGUGGUGGCUUGUGGAGAAUGAGGACAAGCGAAUGGCCUGGUUCCCCGCCCCUUACCUGGAGAAGCUAGAUGAUGAUGAUGAUGAUGAUAGAGAUGAAGAUGAAAUAGACGGGACUUCUGAAAGAGGAAUGCUGUACACUGCAGUCAAGCGCUACAAGGCCACCAAAGAUGACGAGAUAACCAUAGCCAUCGGUGCAGUUGUGGAGCUCCUGCAGCAGUCUGACAACGGCUGGUGGCUCAUCAGAUACAACGGUAAAUCAGGCUACGUCCCCACCAUGUACCUACAGCCCUACAACUACCCUCAUAUCAGCAUGGCCGCCCGCCAUCGAAAUCAUUGCAAGCCCUCCCUGAGCCUGGAACAGCAGUCCCACCACCUCAGCCGCUCACAAGGAAACCUGGUGCAACCACCUGUCAAGUCCUCCUCACCCCACCUGCUCCAACCAGGCAGCAGGCAGAGAACACACUCUCUCAACAUCCUGUCUGAACAACCCCCUGAUCAGCCUGCAAAAAACACCACUGCCUCUGCUACCACCACACCUACGUCCGCAAAGCUCGCCCCUCCACCCAUAAUCACGGUGGAGAUGGACGGAGACGAGGUACAACGUGGCAGGAAGACAAUGGAUAGCGACUGUCACAACAGCACCUUCAGCUCCAGUGACGACCUCAGUGACAGCUUCAGUUCGUCCUCAGCGAGCUCAACCUUCAUCAACCUGAGCUACAGCGCCAAUGACGACCGGCUGCGUUUUAGCCAUACGCCUCCCCCGAUGGUGAGCAACAGCCUCAGCCCAUCAGGCGGCCCAGAGCGGAAAAUGAUCCCCAGCGUCUCCGAUCCCAACCUCUACAAGGGUCCCACAACACCUAAGGUGCCACCCAGACCGCGGGCCCAGGAGAUCCUCACCCGGUGUACCACUGUCACCCGCAAGAACGCCGCCAGGCUCACGCAGACUGAGCUACUGAGUCGAUGAAGUUUCUAUUGCUACCAAUAUUUUUACUAUUAAGGAACCUCAUCUACUCUGUGGUCUAAGGAUGGAUCUGCUAAUAAAUUUUGUUUAAUAUAUGCUGUUAAGAAAUGUAACUGUGUGUAAAGAGUUGCAGAAUAGUUUCAUUAUAAUGGAAGAUGAAAGAUGCAUUGCACCUUACAGUUAUGAAAUUGUGCCAGCAUUUAUAUUCCCCAGUGAAGUUGUAUUUCUAGUAAUGUGAGUCGUCAAACAGUCUUGUUAAUGCUGUUUCCAUGAUCUUUGAAGAAAGAAUGCCAACAAGUAUGCAGAAAAUGUACAAAGGCCCUGUUUACGUCAGCAAAAUCAAUAUAUAGACGAUUAACCAGGGUACGCUAAACACUCACAAUGCUCCUCUUUACUGUUUUGAAUGAUCAUUUAUUUUCCAUACUGGAAACUUUGUGUUGUACUUUAUAUGCAUUUGUAUUGGACUGGGCUGAGUCCCCAGAGAUAGGUCUGUUCUUGUGAUUGCAGCAAAAGUAAAUGUUUGUCUGAUGACCAGAGUGUGAAGACAGCUGUCCUGCUAAAGCGGGUAAUUAACACUGAAUAUACGCUCCAGAAUCUGACCGUUUAAAUUCUGGGUGCACUCACA
Micropterus dolomieu (smallmouth bass) is the source of this 2237-nucleotide messenger RNA. Its product is annotated as NADPH oxidase organizer 1-like. The transcript has 8 exons. The record is from RefSeq and is a predicted model, not a curated record. Gene Ontology annotation, biological process: superoxide anion generation. Bases 59 to 1615 code for a protein of 518 amino acids. NCBI's taxonomy places the organism in Eukaryota, Metazoa, Chordata, Actinopteri, Centrarchiformes, Centrarchidae. Gene Ontology annotation, molecular function: phosphatidylinositol binding; protein binding; superoxide-generating NADPH oxidase activator activity.